AUGGCUACUGCGUCUUCAACUUCUCAAUCUUCUUCAUCCUUCUGCGCAUCACUGCUUCUUCUUCUUCUUCUAUCUCCUCAGGCUUGCUUCACUUUUGCCCUCUCUCGCUCGACUGUUAAGUUUCUUCCUGGCUUUCAAGGCCCUCCUUUCCAUCUUGAAACUGGGUAUGUGGGAGUUGGAGAAUCAGAGGAUGUGCAGCUCUUCUACUACUUCGUCAAGUCAGAUCGAAAUCCGAAACAAGACCCUUUGAUGCUCUGGCUAACUGGGGGCCCUGGUUGCUCCGCUUUAUCUUCCCUUUUCUUCGAAAUAGGUCCAAUUCAUUUUCGGAUUGAGGAAUACAAUGGUACUCUGCCUAUGCUUGUUUUAAACCCAGACUCAUGGACUAAGGUUUCCAGCAUAAUUUUUAUAGAUUUACCUGCUCAUACUGGAUUCUCCUAUACAACACUCCCCAUUGCUCCUCAGCGUACUGACUCUAAACAAAUCCAACAUGCCGUUCAAUUUCUCAGGAAGUGGUUGACUGUUCACCCGGAAUUCCACUCGAACCCAAUAUACAUAGGUGGGGACUCAUAUUCUGGAUAUAUUGUCCCUGCAAUUGCCCUUGAAAUCUCAAUAGGAAAUGAGAAUAGUAUAGAGCCUUCAGUUAAUUUCCAGGGAUAUUUGCUAGGAAACCCCUCAACAGAUGAUGUUAUAGAUAACAACCAUAAGAUCCCAUUUGCCCAUGGCAUGGGGCUUAUUUCUGAUGAACUCUAUGAGUCAUUGAAAAGCAGUUGCGGGGGAGAGUAUCAAUAUGUUGAUCCUUUUAAUAAAAUGUGUGCCAGAUAUAUUGCAGCAUAUGAAAAGUGUGUUUCAGGAAUAAAUUCUGCACAUAUUUUGGAACCCUUAUGUCCCUUUGCUUCCCCAAAACCUCAAAAGUUCUCUGACAGAAGAUCUCUCCAUGAGAUGCCUGAAACCUUACUCACCUCAGACUCUCAACCAUCACUUCCUGAUAUAACAUGUCGAAAUUACGAAGGUUUGCUGGCUCAGGAUUGGGCAAACGAUGGUUCUGUUCGCAAGGACCUUGGCAUCCGUCAGGGAAGCAUAGGGAAAUGGGUGAGAUGUAUUAUGAAACCUUAUACUAAAGAUAUUGAAAGCAGUGUUCCAUAUCAUUUGAAGUUGAGCGCUAAAGGUUACCGUGCGCUCAUAUACAGUGGAGAUCAUGACUUUAUCGUCCCGCUUUGGGGGACUCAAGCAUGGAUAAGAUCUUUAAAUUAUUCCAUUGUACAUGAGUGGAGACAGUGGUUUGUGCAAGGCCAAGUCGCAGGUUACACAAGGACAUAUUCAAAUGAGAUGACGUAUGCGACUAUUAAGGGUGGAGGGCACACAGCUCCUGAGUACAAACCUAGAGAAUGCUUUGCAAUGUUUGAGCGGUGGAUUUCUCGAAAACCAUUGUAA
This is a messenger RNA of Neltuma alba, 1431 nucleotides long. RefSeq names its product serine carboxypeptidase-like 18. The record is from RefSeq and is a predicted model, not a curated record. NCBI's taxonomy places the organism in Eukaryota, Viridiplantae, Streptophyta, Magnoliopsida, Fabales, Fabaceae. Gene Ontology annotation, biological process: secondary metabolic process; proteolysis. Gene Ontology annotation, molecular function: serine-type carboxypeptidase activity; acyltransferase activity, transferring groups other than amino-acyl groups.